Molecule: messenger RNA, 3170 nt
Organism: Carassius gibelio (silver crucian carp)
Lineage: Eukaryota; Metazoa; Chordata; Actinopteri; Cypriniformes; Cyprinidae
Product: zinc finger protein 16-like
Exons: 3
Coding region: 119-1702 (527 amino acids)
Biological process (GO): regulation of transcription by RNA polymerase II
Molecular function (GO): RNA polymerase II cis-regulatory region sequence-specific DNA binding; DNA-binding transcription factor activity
Source: RefSeq, a predicted model, not a curated record
UUUGUCAACUUCCGAGGUGGGAGGAAGUUCGUCUGAUGUUUUAUGGUGUCUCUUCAUCCUCUGUGUACAUCUCGAUCAGACACUGUCCCAUCUGCGUUAAGUGCCUGCGCUCUUCAGCAUGAACCGAAAAAAAACCCACUGCUAUCUGGAGACAGGGCCGUCCUCGGAGUCCCAGGCCGCGUUUGUGGACAACACAAGGUCCUUCAGCCGAGACGAGGAGGAUUUCUCCGAGCUCGAGCCCGACGAGCAGCUGGUGUGCUCGGUGACCGAGAUCACGGAGCACCUGGGCAGGAACAUCACGGUGGUGCUGGAGUCCGCGCUGUCCGAGAUACGCAAGCUGGUCAGCGUCCGGAUCAGGGUCCUGAAGAUGGAGCUCCGCGAGAAAACCGACGAGAUCGAGCUGCUGAAAGCCAAGCUGGAGUCGACGGAGAAAGAUGGGAGGGUUUCUAACUCCAGCAGCCUGGACUUCAGGAAAGCAGAGCAUCAAACGGGCCAGAAAUACUACGCCGACCCGAAGAAAGCCAAACCCGGGACGCCCGUGGUUAAGAAGGAGAACAUCAACGCGAUCUGCGAUUAUCUGAUGAAGGAUAAGAACCAGAGGGGUGCUGCUGAAGUGGAGAGCGACCACAGCAAUCAGGCCUUUGGGUCCGAGCGGGACAUGCGGACCGAGCCGCAGCCGCACGCCUCUCUGAGCCUGUGGACGGACAGCGGUCCCCCGGACACCGACACGGACUCGGACAUUUUCAGCAUGCUGCCAUCCGCCAGCAGGCGUUUAUAUGACUACGAGUGGAUGACAGGGGUCGAACUCAACUCAGCUGAGUUUAAAGGUGAUACUGAAACAAAAUGUGAAGACGUUCCCACUGUGGAUGAGGAGGAUGACACUGAAGACUCUGAAGGAGGGAGAGGAAGUUUGAGGUCAGUGUCCGACCAUUUUCCUCUGGACACUCAGGGCUCCCCGCGGGAGGACAGGAGCAGCCCAGCGGAGGACAGUGUUGAGCCAGGUCAGCAGUUCUCCUCUCACAGCUUCAUCUGCCCCUUCUGUGGAACCCUUUGCCCUGACUCUUCUUUCCUGGAGGAGCACAUCAAGCUCAUGCAUCAUGACGAGAGCACUCUUCAGUCGGCCCCAGGUGCUUCUUCCUCUCAUGCGGAGGGCGACUCGGGCCGAGCUCUGGGAGCCCCAGAAAGACCUGUUGGCCGGGGCGCACGGGAGAAGAAAGUGGAGGGUGGCUAUGAGUGCGGCGACUGCGGCCGUCAUUUCAACUACCUUGGAAACCUGCGUCAGCACCAGCGCAUCCACACCGGCGAGAAGCCUUUCGUUUGCCCUGAGUGCGGAGAGCGUUUCCGGCACGCCGCGCGUCUCAAGAGCCACCGUCUCAGCCACAGCGGAGCCCAGAGCCCCUUCCCCUGCCCCCAGUGCGGUAAGGGCUUCCCAGUACUGUCCGGACUGAAGCGCCACCAGCGUGUGCAUACGGGAGAGAGUCCAUACGCUUGUCCUCAAUGCGGCCGCAGAUUUAAAGAGCUGGGCAACUUGUACACACACAUGCGCAUUCACAGCGGCGCUACGCCCUAUUCUUGCUACCAGUGUGGGCGGAGCUUCAGGCAUCUGGGCACAUAUAAGAGUCAUCGCUGUAUGCCGGCUACACAGUUAGCCAGUGGACACAGUCCAGCAUGGGCGCAGGAAGACAAGGUGCAAACCGGGUAACAGGCUGGGAACAGGUCUGUUCAAAAAGUGGUUCGUUACUUUCUCGACUGCUGGUUCAGGAUCAGUUUCAAGUCUGAGAAAAAAGCUCGGCUGGGGAAAGAUGUGAGAAAGGCCAUUAAGACGAUAAAACAACAUCAGGUUUCUUCAUAAACAUGAGGCUGUAUGAAUUAGCGCAUCUUGUUUAUUCAAGUUGGUUCAUGGCAUCUUUAAUCGUAAACUGCUGCUCGUUAAAUGUUUGUUUUUUAAACAUUUUGCAAUAAUUUCUUCCAGCGUCAAACAUUAAAAGGUGUUUGAAUGUCCAUACACAGUAUUUUAAGACUUGAUGUAAUUUAACUAAUUUUCUUUUACAUCAAAACUUUUUUUCUAAAAUAUGUUUCUGACUCUGUUUAGAAGCAGAUAACAGGGCCCCAAGGACCUACUAAAACUAAUUUGACAACACAGUCUCACUCUUACACAUAAGCACCAUAGUUAUACAAUGCUACUUGGAUAUAUACCUAUUGUGUUGAAUAAUUACCAUAUCCAUUUACUGUAUGUACACAUAUGUACACAUCAAAAGUUUGGGGUCUGUAUGAUUUUUUUUUUUUUUACGUUUCUGAAGUACAAAAGAAAAAACAACAGUGUUCAUUUGAAAUGGGUAACAUUAGAAACAUCUUUGAUUUUUUUUUUAUCAAAAAGAAAAACAAAACUCUGACCCCGAACAUGAUACUUCAGAUAAUACCAUGGUGUGUGUCCUACGCCAGUCCAAUUAGUAUGCAUUAAUUAAGUCUGAAUAUACCGGUGAAGAUUAAACCGGAAUUAAUUUUUAUAGAAUUAUAGAUCUGCAAGUUACGUUCUAAUUGCUAACUGUUAAUAGGGUUGCCCGGAAUAUAGCUAAUGUAACACAAUUUAAUAAAACUGAAAGUUGGUUUAGCAAAUCAAAAUCAUGGUUUUGAAAAAUCAGGUAGUUUAAAAUGCAUUGCAGUGUCAUUUUGAAAAGAUUACAAGCUUGUAUUGACGGGCGCAUUUAAAGCGCGCGAGUGCUGCCAUCGUGUGGAGGACUUCUGUUACUGCAUCACCGCCUCAGUCAGCGGAUCUGUGUUCAAUUUGUUCGAAUUGUGUGAUCGCACUAUUAACACUUUUUUAUUAUUUAUAUUAGUGCAUUUGUUUAUAUACUUCUACCUGUAUUUUAACAGCUUAUAAGUUUGAAAAAAUAUACCUGAAUGGAAACAAUAUGGAUUAAGAAAACGUGUUAUUCUGAAAUGAACUUGGACAUGUUUAAUGGAAAGGACUUUACCAAAUCUUAGAAAUACAAGAAAUCCAUCGGAUUCAUUUUAACAACUCGGGUUUAAUUUUACUCAAAAUAUCCUGAAUAUUAAUUAUUAAAUAACACAAAAAAAUAAAUUAAGUACAAUUUGUUAUUUCUCAGUGAUAACUUUGAAUGAUCUGUACAAGGCAAACUGAACUGUAACUAAUAAAUACUCUUAAGAUA